AGUCUGCAUCUGAGUAACAUGGCGGCGGCGGCGGUAGCCAGGCUGUGGUGGCGCGGGAUCUUGGGGGCCUCGGCGCUGACCAGGGGGACUGGGCGACCCUCCGUUCUGUUGCUGCCGGUGAGGCGGGAGAGCGCCGGGGCCGACACGCGCCCCACUGUCAGACCACGGAAUGAUGUGGCCCACAAGCAGCUCUCAGCUUUUGGAGAGUAUGUGGCUGAAAUCUUGCCCAAGUAUGUCCAACAAGUUCAGGUGUCCUGCUUCAAUGAGUUAGAGGUCUGUAUCCAUCCUGAUGGCGUCAUCCCAGUGCUGACUUUCCUCAGGGAUCACACCAAUGCACAGUUCAAAUCUCUGGUUGACUUGACAGCAGUGGACGUCCCAACUCGGCAAAACCGUUUUGAGAUUGUCUACAACCUGUUGUCUCUGCGCUUCAACUCACGGAUCCGUGUGAAGACCUACACAGAUGAGCUGACGCCCAUUGAGUCUGCUGUCUCUGUGUUCAAGGCAGCCAACUGGUAUGAAAGGGAGAUCUGGGACAUGUUUGGAGUCUUCUUUGCUAACCACCCUGAUCUAAGAAGGAUCCUGACAGAUUAUGGCUUCGAGGGACAUCCUUUCCGGAAAGACUUUCCUCUAUCUGGCUAUGUUGAGUUACGUUAUGAUGAUGAAGUGAAGCGGGUGGUGGCAGAGCCGGUGGAGUUGGCCCAAGAGUUCCGCAAAUUUGACCUGAACAGCCCCUGGGAGGCUUUCCCAGUCUAUCGCCAACCCCCGGAGAGUCUCAAGCUUGAAGCCGGAGACAAGAAGCCUGAUGCCAAGUAGCUCCAGGGAACGCAUGUGGAUCCUAGACAGCGCCUUAUCUAUGAUUGAGUGUCCGUGUAAAUAAAUUCCUACUUAGACUUA
Messenger RNA from Homo sapiens (human), 894 nucleotides. It is a transcript of the gene NDUFS3, whose product is annotated as NADH:ubiquinone oxidoreductase core subunit S3. The coding region runs from base 19 to 813 and encodes 264 amino acids. Gene Ontology annotation, molecular function: NADH dehydrogenase (ubiquinone) activity; oxidoreductase activity, acting on NAD(P)H. The record is from RefSeq and is marked reviewed. Lineage: Eukaryota; Metazoa; Chordata; Mammalia; Primates; Hominidae. The transcript is spliced from 7 exons. Gene Ontology annotation, biological process: proton transmembrane transport; mitochondrial electron transport, NADH to ubiquinone. Gene Ontology annotation, cellular component: respiratory chain complex I; mitochondrial inner membrane.